AUGGGCCCAACACCUCCGAGAACGCCAACAGCCAGGAAAUCUCUCCCAGGCUCACCGUCCGCCACAACACCAAAUGCCACAGCUUUAGGUUCGCCCAUAGUCAUACAGAAGCGCAAGUGGCAGGGCGAUAACGUACCAUUACCUUUGCAAGGUCUGACGCAGCCAGAGGAUGAAGGCGAGAGUGCGCCCGUCGCUCAAAUGACACCUACAAAGAGGCGGAGGUCAGAAGACGAGAUCAAGGUGGAGCCUCAGUACCGCGCUAUGCCUGCAGCUCCCCUUCCAACCCAAAGCUUCGCCCAAAAUCCAGCAGCAUUCCCCUCGAGGCCACCGCAGUCCCAGCAGCACACUUUGCGGCUUGCCUACCCAGAUGACUGGCGCCAGAGAAUCUUCAUGAACGCCCUCCAGAGCAAUCAGAAUCUUAUUCCAGGGAAUGUUGCCACCACUACCAUGACAUCGCAGCACAUCGAUAGAUUCGCCAAUGCCAUGUGGCAGGUCGUCUUCAACCACGAGAACACGAUGCGGGACGUUACUGCAAGAUCAGCCAUGUUCUCGACGCUGAAGCUUCGUGCAUUGGCCAGACUCAACUACCUGCCCAGUUGGUGGCAUUUGCGUGAGAUGGCAUGUAUUGUUAUGAUGCGUAUGAAAUGGAUUAUAGAUGACAGUGAGAUGCAAGGGCUUUGGAUGGAGACUGUGGAAUGGUGUGGGAGGGUAGAAACUAAGAUGGGAAUCCAUACCGAUGGAGCUGGAGUGCCGAAGCAACAUGAUGAAGACGACGCUCAGGAAGGAGUUGGAAAGGUCGAGUCGUGA
This is a messenger RNA of Ascochyta rabiei, 807 nucleotides long. RefSeq lists its product as uncharacterized. The record is from RefSeq and is a predicted model, not a curated record. The coding region runs from base 1 to 807 and encodes 268 amino acids. NCBI's taxonomy places the organism in Eukaryota, Fungi, Ascomycota, Dothideomycetes, Pleosporales, Didymellaceae. The transcript is spliced from 4 exons.